Molecule: messenger RNA, 1029 nt
Organism: Histoplasma capsulatum G186AR
Lineage: Eukaryota; Fungi; Ascomycota; Eurotiomycetes; Onygenales; Ajellomycetaceae
Exons: 4
Coding region: 1-1029 (342 amino acids)
Molecular function (GO): methyltransferase activity
Source: RefSeq, a predicted model, not a curated record
AUGUUUGCCAAAUUACCUAGUCGACCUGGGACAGCAAAAGAAAUAUUACCUUCCACAGACCAUUCUCAUGGCGUAGAGACAGAGGGAGAGAGGAGAGGGGUUAGAGCGGGCGAAGUUGAGAACGAGAUAGAAAAGGUAGAGGAGGAAGAGGAGGAGGAGGAAGAGGGGGAGGAGGAGGAGGAAGAGGAGGAGGAGGAGGAGGAGGAGGAGGAGGAGGAGGAGGAGGAGGAGGAGGAGGAGGAGAUGGACAGUACCAGCAACUACCACUCUGAAUUGGAGGAUGACUUAUUUUCUCUCACAGAAAGUAUCACUGAUUAUCCGAUGUAUACACUCGCUUUGGAUUAUCGGUUGUUUCUUGCUCCCAUUAGUGACAUCCCUCAGUAUAUUCUUGAUAUGGGAACAGGAACAGGUAUCUGGGCGAUAGAAUGUGCCGACAUUCCACCAAAUUGCAUUUUUGAGAUUGACGACUUUGAGAAAUGGGAAUUGCCAUACAAAUUUGAUCUCAUCCAUGGGCGUGAGUUGGACGGUUCAAUCUACAACUGCGAAAGACUGUGCAGAGGAGCUUUUGAGCAUUUAAAACCUGGUGGAUACUUUGAACUCCAAUCACUUGAACACGGCUUCCUUUCAGAUGACGAGACGCAUAAAAAUGCUGUACAUGCACUUGAAUGGCAACAGCAUAUCAUAGAGGGCCGGAAUAAGCUGCAAAAGCCUUUCUGUGGAGCAACUAUCUGCACACAAAGGAUGGGAAAAGUUGGUUUUGUCAAUAUCAAAAUCCAAAGAUUCAAGAUUCCAAUAGGACCAUGGCCAGAAGGCAAUAAAUUGAAGCAAUUGGGCAUUUUUGCUCUUCAGGAUAUUCUGGAAGGACUGGAAGCAUUCUCACUCCAUGUCUUCACUCAGGGUCUUCAGUGGUCAAUGGAUGAAUUGCAAGUAUGUCUGGCUCUAGUGAGAGAUGAUCUGAAAAGAGAGGGACUUCACAUAUACCGCGAAUUAUAUGUGAUAUACGGGCAAAAGCCGAAAGUGAAGGAGUAG